CUUGGGCGUCAUCCGAGGGCGCUUCGAAGGCUUUGGAUUCCUCAAUCUGUUAUCAGUGGCAGCAGAGCCACCUCUUCCACUUCCGAUUUGGCGUUCUUCUCCUCAGCAGUAGUCCAUUCAAGCAUCCGCGCAAGCUUCCCCGUCCUCCUAGCUGCAGCUGCCCUCUUCUCCAGCAGCUGCAUCGCCUCCGCAGUAGAUACAGACAAGGACCAGACCAAGCUCUCACAGGUGACCUCGUACGACGCAAGUGAGUUGAUCGCUGCUUACCAGGCGAAAAUGGCCGCGAAAAGGUUUCUGAGACGCAACAAGAAAGAGGAAGACUCGGACUCAGACGAAGAUCGCACGGUACAUUUGAAACUGCUCGACGAUGUAGCUGCCAAGGCGGCACAGGCUGAACACAAGAAGGCCGUCGAUCACAUGUUGGCGAAAGCAAUGCAGGCCCAGUUGAGCGGUGAAUCGCUGCAGGGGCUCUUGACUCAGUCCAUGCUCCGUUUCGCGCGGGAUGACCGCGAGAAAACUCUGUUCAAGCAGAUGUACAAAGAGGGGAUUUCGCUGGAGCAGUUUGCCGCCAUGAUGCAGUACAACUGGCGCGACUUCGAGGACGUCUACAGGCUUUACACCUAUUACACGGAGAUACAACGAGCCGCCAAGAAGUUCCAUUAG
Molecule: messenger RNA, 663 nt
Organism: Phytophthora sojae
Lineage: Eukaryota; Oomycota; Peronosporomycetes; Peronosporales; Peronosporaceae
Exons: 1
Coding region: 277-663 (128 amino acids)
Source: RefSeq, a predicted model, not a curated record